UUGAGCAAGUACUAAAUUAUAGACCUACAUUAAAUAAUCAGAUACCGUUUUAUUAUCAUUUAUUGGCAUCUCCGAAAUAUUCUGCCUCGUCGCGAGAUCCGAAACCCGGGAACCUUUCAAUGAGUUUAAUAAAGCUUUAUCUGUACCAGGAGAGAAAAAACUAAAGUUAAAGAAGCGUAGAAGGAAAGUUGAGUAAGAAGAUAUUCAUCUUUUCAAAUGUCAAUGUAGUACUUGCUAACAAUUUCAAAACUUAUAAGCGUAGCUAUAUGUGCAUUUACACAUCCGUGUAUAAAUACCGAUCACAUGACUCGCAUAAUUAACUCAAAAAGGGAUGAACCCAGUGUUUUACUUCCUUCUUGGCUUAACUGCUGUUUUGGCCGUGACCGCUAACGCAGGGGGACCAGUUCUCGACACUGAUGGUGAUUUCAUACUCGACAGCGGCAGUUACUACGUUCUCCCCAUCUUCUCCGGUGGCGGUUUGACUCUCGCCCCCCGUGGUGGCAACCGAUGUCCCCUCUAUAUCGGACAAGAAUAUUCAGAUGUCAACAAGGGUAUUCCCGUAAAAUUCUCAAACUGUAGGUCAAAAUAUGGGUUUGUUCUCGAGCUGGUUAAUCUCAACAUCGAGAUGGAUGUUAAAGCUACGAUCUGUUUUCAGUCUACUUAUUGGUGGGUUGCUGAGUCCGACAUGGCCAUUAAGAAGUUCUUCAUAGUUUCUGGUCCUAAGCCAAAACCUGGAGACGAUUCGUCCAAGAGUUUCUUUCAGAUCAAGAAAACAAAAUAUUUUCAUAACGGCUACACCAUUGCGUUUUGUCCAAACGAUAACGAUUGCAUCGAUGUCGGGAUAUUUGUGGAUGAAUAUGGCGUUUGGCGUUUGGCUUUAAGCCCUACGCCAUUCCCGGUUGUGUUCGUGAAAGCUAUUGGUAUAGAGACUUCGUCCAAGACUAUGUCUGAGAGAAACUAAAGAUUAAAAAUUUAAAAUUAAGUAGAUGUAUAAUUACAAAAUUAAGUAGAUAUAUUUGUGUUCACUUUUUUUUUUGUUCAUCAAUCAUCACAUAUGGAAUAAAACAUUUUUUCUCUGUUA
Messenger RNA from Raphanus sativus (radish), 1081 nucleotides. Its product is annotated as kunitz trypsin inhibitor 4-like. The record is from RefSeq and is a predicted model, not a curated record. The transcript has a single exon. The coding region runs from base 332 to 961 and encodes 209 amino acids. Lineage: Eukaryota; Viridiplantae; Streptophyta; Magnoliopsida; Brassicales; Brassicaceae. Gene Ontology annotation, molecular function: endopeptidase inhibitor activity.